ACCCCUUGUUUCCCCCGCUUGCCUCUCCACCCAUCCACGCCUCUCCCACUCCCCCCCUCACCACCUGCUUCUGUGCCCCGCUCUUCCCCACGCACCCACGUUCUUCACACCUUCCCUCCAGGUCCCUCCUUCAUCCUCUCCUUCCACCGAACCCACUCAGGAUCUGAGUGCGACGGGCCAGCAGCAGCGGGAUACUGCAUUCUUACGCCCAACCGCUCGUCCGUUCCCUCCCCCAACCAUUUCCUCCUCCAACAAGUAG
Molecule: messenger RNA, 259 nt
Organism: Closterium sp. NIES-65
Lineage: Eukaryota; Viridiplantae; Streptophyta; Zygnematophyceae; Desmidiales; Closteriaceae
Source: the annotation of a GenBank genome assembly